Messenger RNA from Malania oleifera, 3302 nucleotides. Its product is annotated as beta-galactosidase 3-like. The transcript is spliced from 19 exons. The coding region runs from base 522 to 3080 and encodes 852 amino acids. Gene Ontology annotation, molecular function: beta-galactosidase activity; carbohydrate binding. Gene Ontology annotation, biological process: carbohydrate metabolic process. NCBI's taxonomy places the organism in Eukaryota, Viridiplantae, Streptophyta, Magnoliopsida, Santalales, Ximeniaceae. The record is from RefSeq and is a predicted model, not a curated record. Gene Ontology annotation, cellular component: cell wall; vacuole.
AUAAAUCACAAAUAUAAAAAUUAACAUAUUUGUAAUUGUAGACAUGUGAGAAACAAAAUAGUUCCUUGAGCCUCUCUUUUGGGGAAGUUUAUUCUAUCUAGGAGUCUUUUAAAUUUUAGUAGGCAACCUGUAAAGAUAAUCUAGAGUGGAGAGAGAGAACCCAUGGAGAUGAGGAGUCUUCAAUAUAAAUAAAGCUUUCUUCUUUUUGCUCUCAAAUCUUUAUUUAUUUGAAAAGAUUUCUUGUUGAUGCAAUCCAUCUUUUUGAAAGAUUUCUUUUUAUAGAAAUCCCCUGCAGACAUACAUUCCUCGCCACCCUUUGAGCUGAUUAGUUAUUGUUAAUCUCCAUCAGCAACUGCAAGCAAGGAUUUUUAGAAAUAUUUUUCUUGCAGUUGGGUGUUUUGGCCUUUGGGUAUUGUAUAUAUUUGGAAUGAUGAAACAAAAAAUUGUUUCUUGUUCAUCAUUCCCAGGUGCCCCCCUUUCUCUCUCCUGAUUCCUCUCUCUCUGCAGAUAGAAAGGAGGGAAUGGAAGCUAUCUCGGUUUCCAAGUGGUGUUUACUGUGUGCGUUUCUGUUUUUGGGCCUUCAGCUGGUUCAUAGUAGUGUUAGCUAUGACAGGAAGGCUCUUAUCGUCAAUGGGCAAAGGAGGAUCCUCUUCUCUGGCUCCAUACACUACCCAAGAAGCACCCCUGAAAUGUGGGAAGACCUUAUACAGAAAGCCAAAGAUGGAGGGUUGGACGCCAUUGACACCUACGUGUUUUGGAACGUUCACGAACCAUCUCCUGGCAAUUAUAAUUUUGAGGGAAGAUAUGAUUUGGUUCGAUUCGUAAAGAUGAUCCAAAAAGCAGGGCUCUAUGUCCAUCUUCGCAUUGGGCCUUACAUUUGUGCUGAAUGGAAUUUUGGAGGCUUUCCUGUUUGGUUGAAGUAUGUUCCAGGAAUCAGCUUCAGAACCGAUAACGAACCUUUCAAGAUGGCAAUGCAGAAUUUUACCCAGAAAAUUGUCCAAAUGAUGAAGAAUGAAGAGUUGUUUGAGUCACAAGGUGGUCCUAUCAUCAUCUCUCAGAUUGAGAAUGAGUACGAACGAGAAAGCAAAGCAUUUGGAGCUGCUGGCAAAGCAUACAUGAAUUGGGCUGCAAAGAUGGCUGUAAAAAUGGAUACUGGGGUCCCAUGGGUUAUGUGCAAAGAAGCCGAUGCCCCGGAUCCUGUGAUAAACACAUGCAAUGGCUUUUAUUGUGACUAUUUCUUUCCAAACAAACCUUAUAAACCCACAAUGUGGACUGAGGCCUGGAGUGGCUGGUUUACAGACUUUGGGGGGCCAAUUCACCAACGGCCAGUUGAAGAUUUGGCAUUUGCAGUUGCCCGAUUCGUUCAAAAGGGAGGUUCUUUUGUUAACUACUACAUGUAUCAUGGGGGAACCAACUUUGGAAGAACGGCUGGAGGCCCUUUCAUCACUACGAGCUAUGACUAUGAUGCUCCCAUUGAUGAAUAUGGCUUAAUCAGGCAACCCAAGUACAGUCAUUUGAAAGAACUCCACAAGGCAGUGAAAUUGUGUGAGAAAGCUUUAGUUUCUGCUGAUCCCAAUGUCACUUCAUUAGGAAGUUAUGAAAAGGCAUAUGUGUUCUCUUCCAAUACAGGGGAUUGUGCAGCUUUUCUCUCAAACUACAAUUUCAAGUCAGCAGCAAGAGUGACAUUCAACAAUAAACAAUAUGAGCUUCCACCUUGGUCCAUCAGCAUCCUUCCUGAUUGCAAUAAUGUUGUAUUCAAUACAGCUAAAGUUGGAGCUCAAAUGUCCCGGACGCAAAUGUUGCCCACUAAUGCAAAAUUGCUUUCAUGGGAGACGUUCAAUGAAGACGUGUCUUCAGUUGAUGAUAAUUCUGCAAUCACUGUUCCUGGUCUUUUGGAGCAGUUAAACGUGACCAGAGGCAGCAGUGACUAUCUCUGGUACACAACCAGAGUUGAUGUAAGUUCAUCUGAACCAUUUCUGCAUGGAGGCCAAUCUCUCACUCUAACAGUGGAGUCAAGGGGCGAUGCUUUGCAUGUGUUUGUAAAUGGACAUCUUUCAGGGUCAAUGUUUGGGACUCGGGCAAACAGGAGAUUUACUUUUACAGGAAAUAUUGACCUGCAAGCUGGAAUGAAUAAAAUUUCGCUGCUUAGUGUGGCUCUCGGACUGCCAAACAAUGGACCACAUUUUGAGACAUGGAACUCAGGAAUCCUUGGACCAGUUGUUCUACAUGGUUUAGACAAGGGAAAGAGGGACCUAUCCGUGCAGAAAUGGUCAUACAAGGUUGGGCUCAAAGGAGAAGCUAUGAAUAUUUUAUCUCCAAGUGGAACUACAUCGGUGGAAUGGAUGAAGGGCUCCUUUGCCUUGCAGAGACAACAGCCACUUAUGUGGUAUAAGGCUUAUUUUGAUGAACCUGAAGGAAAUGAGCCAUUAGCUUUUGACAUGAGUAGUAUGGGGAAGGGUGAAAUAUGGAUUAAUGGGCAGAGCAUUGGAAGAUAUUGGACUACUCCUGCUAAUGGUAACUGCAGUCUGUGCAGUUAUCCUGGAACAUUCCGACCCACGAAGUGCCAAUUUGGAUGUGGCCAACCAACACAACAAUGGUACCAUGUGCCUCGGUCUUGGUUGAAGCCAUCCCAAAAUCUAUUGGUAGUCUUUGACGAAUUUGGUGGUGAUGCAUCUAGGAUUUCUCUUGUCAAAAGGGAGGUCGCUAGUGUCUGCGCUGAGGUCUCUGAGUUCCAUCCAGGCAUUUCAAAUUUGCAUUCUGAGAGCUUUAAGAGUACAAAAGCACUAAACAAGCCUAAGGUUCAUCUAAGAUGUGAAUCUGGGCAGUCAAUUUCUACUAUAAAAUUUGCAAGCUUUGGAACUCCAUUGGGAACUUGUGGGAAUUUCCAUCAAGGAACCUGCCAUGCACGCACCUCGUACAAUGUCUUAAAGAAGAUGUGCAUUGGGCAACAAAGUUGCUCAGUUACAGUAUCGAAGAUGACUUUUGGCGCAGACCCAUGUCCAACCACACUGAAGAAACUAUCGGUGGAAGCUGUUUGUGCCCCUACUGCUAAAAAAUCUCAACCUGUUCGGACAGUUUGAAUUUAUGCUAAGGAAGUUGAACUCGAUCCGAACAUUGGAAUUGUUAGCAUAUCUCCCUAAUUAAGUUGAUUGACCAAUCUCCAUGAUUUGGUCAAUCUCCAUGAUUUGUGUAAUUAGCAUUAAUGUCAUUCAUGAUUUACCUUUGAGAGCUUGCCUCCUUCACCUAUAAGAGGAUGACCCUUGUACAGUUUUAUACAUACAAAGAAUACAGAAGUUAUUUAC